UACCCCUCGGACAAAGGUUAAUAAACAAUCAAAAUGGCCACCGAAAACCCCUUCCGAGAAGUGGAGCUGUCUCAGCAAAAACCUCAGGACGACGGCGUUUUAUUCCCUGUGGUGCUGUCUCCGAACAGUAUCACUGAUUCAACUGCAGCACAACUCUCCAGUUUCGAAGAUGCGAUCCGAGCUCAUAAGCCUUGGCUGGAGUCUCUUCUCCUCAAAAGUGGCGCUAUUCUCUUCCGAGGUUUCCCGGUUAAAUCUCCUUCCAACUUCAAAAGCGUCAUCGAAGCCUUUGGAUAUCCGGAGAUGCCUUACGAUAGCGGCGUAGCCCCUCGAACCAAAGUCAUUGAGAGGGUUUACACAGCUAAUGAAAGCCCUCUAGAUAAAGAAAUUCCUUUUCAUCAUGAGAUGGCUUACCUUCCAUUUUACCCCAACAAGUUAUUUUUCUUUUGCGAAGAAGAACCAGAAGCAGGAGGUGAAACUCCAAUAGUGUUGAGUCAUAUUGUAUAUGAAAAGAUGAAAGAAAGACAUCCGGAUUUCGUUGCGAAACUGGAGGAGCAUGGAUUGACAUAUAUAAAAAUAGCAGGUGAAGAUGACGAUCCAUCAUUCUACAGCGGCGGCGGUAGUUGGAAGUCGGCAUUCAAGACCAAUGACAAAAAUAUUGCAAAGGAAAGGGCGGCGAAGCAGGGAGCAAAGCUUGAAUGGAUGGGGAAUACUGCAAAGAUUAUUUUAAAUCCAUUGCCCGCAAUUAGGUUUGACAAGGAGAGUUGCCGGAAAACGUGGUUCAAUAGUCUUGCAGUUAGUUACGUUGGACCCGCGACAGAGAAAAUUGGCAAUCGAAAUACAUCGGUGGAGUUGGGUAACGGCGAACAAGUGGAUGAUGAUGUUGUGAAAGACCUUUUGAAAAUCAUGGAAGAAGAAUGUGUUGCAAUGCCUUGGAAGAUAGGCGAUAUCUUGCUGGUUAAUAACUUGACAGUUCUUCAUAGCCGGCGGCCACUAAUAAAGCCCCCACGUCGUAUACUGGCUUCCCUAUGCAAGUGAUUAGAAAACACCAUAUGUUUUUAUGUAAUAUUAAUGUAUUUUGUUGUGAUUAAACUUUGCAAUAUGAAUAAAGCUACAACUUGAUA
Messenger RNA from Helianthus annuus (common sunflower), 1121 nucleotides. RefSeq names its product clavaminate synthase-like protein At3g21360. Gene Ontology annotation, molecular function: oxidoreductase activity. Bases 34 to 1035 code for a protein of 333 amino acids. Lineage: Eukaryota; Viridiplantae; Streptophyta; Magnoliopsida; Asterales; Asteraceae. The record is from RefSeq and is a predicted model, not a curated record. The transcript has 3 exons.